Messenger RNA from Nicotiana tabacum (common tobacco), 439 nucleotides. NCBI's taxonomy places the organism in Eukaryota, Viridiplantae, Streptophyta, Magnoliopsida, Solanales, Solanaceae. The record is from RefSeq and is a predicted model, not a curated record.
ACUACUUAAAUCUCGUAUAGUAGUUCAAGUAUGGCAUCUCAAUUUACUUUGCUUCUCUGGUUCAUUGCUUCAAUGUGGCUCAUUCAAGUCUCUUUGGCAAGACAACAUUUUGAUGCUUCGUUUUUGGCGAAACCUCCUGUUGGCCCAACAACAUGCCCAGUUCCUACAGCUCAAUGUUCAAGUGCAUGUGACCAACGAUGCUCCGCAACAUCACAUAAGAAUAACUGUUUAAUGUUCUGCAACAUGUGUUGUAAUUGGUGCCAAUGUGUUCCGCCGGGUACAUUUGGACAAAAAGAGUGUUGUUCAUGCUACAACGAUUGGAAGACGGAGCAAGGGACACCAAAAUGUCCUUAAAACUUGAGACCAAUUCUUGAUAAUACCUUCUUUUGUGGGACUUCAUAUGUAUUUUCUUGUUAUGCAAUGAUUCUUAUAUCAUGAA